This is a messenger RNA of Blastomyces gilchristii SLH14081, 489 nucleotides long. RefSeq lists its product as uncharacterized. The record is from RefSeq and is a predicted model, not a curated record. Lineage: Eukaryota; Fungi; Ascomycota; Eurotiomycetes; Onygenales; Ajellomycetaceae. The transcript has 2 exons. Bases 1 to 489 code for a protein of 162 amino acids.
AUGGUCCUAUGGAAUUUUAUAUUUCUCGGGUCCCCCGUCGUCUUCACUAUCCAGUGGCUAGCGGCAGGCGCCCGCAUAACCAUCAGUGGCCCCUAUGAUCCCGAUUUGCCUGGUCACAGUGAUAAACAUAAAGAGAACGGCUCACGCGGCUAUGGCUGCCAGACCCGCGAGAGCGAGAUAAUUUCACCUAGAAACCCGGACAGGUCCGGAGGGGAUGACGGCACGCUGUGGACUGGAGAAAACUGUGUUCAACAUCAAGCGGCGUCCCCACCAGGGCGUCGAAUGGACUCGAUGGACUCGACACGGGAACCAAUCCCCUACGGCAAUGGAACAAAGGGCCCCGCUGACGCUACGCUAGGGCUGAACCUGAUUGCACCCCCGCCAGGAAAUGAAACAUUUAACUUCUACCCUUCUCAACAGCUAUUUUUCAACGGCAUCUACAACGGCAUCUACAACGGCAUCUACAACGGCAUCGAGGAAUCCAAAUAG